Strigops habroptila (Kakapo) is the source of this 5493-nucleotide messenger RNA. It is a transcript of the gene NF2, whose product is annotated as neurofibromin 2. NCBI's taxonomy places the organism in Eukaryota, Metazoa, Chordata, Aves, Psittaciformes, Psittacidae. Gene Ontology annotation, cellular component: adherens junction; plasma membrane; filopodium. Gene Ontology annotation, biological process: regulation of cell shape; regulation of gliogenesis; positive regulation of protein localization to early endosome. Gene Ontology annotation, molecular function: actin binding; cell adhesion molecule binding. Bases 2905 to 4539 code for a protein of 544 amino acids. The record is from RefSeq and is a predicted model, not a curated record. The transcript is spliced from 17 exons.
ACUUCUUCCCCAGCCUGCCCCUGCCCGAAGCUCCAGUCGUAUGUGUUUGUGGCAACAAGGAGGUGAGAUCUUCAUGUGCUGCCCCAGACAGAGCCAGGUUGUGUCCACUGGAGUUUGGGCACCUCCCUGUUGGCUGAGGAGAGCUUCUCACGUGAGGAACCCUAAUCUUAAAUGCCUAAAAAAGUCCUUUUACCCCCCACUUUCCACCUUGAUGGAAGCAAAGCAUCAGCCUCUGCCAGUGGGUUUGGGAAUCGCUUCCCACCCUGCUCAGCCCUCUCCGUGCAGGGUGCUCGCACCCUCUGGCACCCUGUUCUUGCAGCACUUCGCCUCCCUCCUUGUCACCCGUGCUGAGGGGAUCCCGUAACCCUUGUGCUUGUUCUGUGGCUGCUUUAUUGACUCGCUGGCUCGGGAGCGCUUGUGAAACUUGACAGAAAGGUUGUGCACUGAAAUAAAUUGUCCGGUUGCCUGCUGCUUGGAAAUGACUCUUGGUGCAGGUUAAUAAAUAAUGCAAACCCUGUUAAGAGAUGCCAAAUGCGAUGUCUCCCCUGGAGAAAAAGAUGAUGCCAAUAACCCUUUCUGGAAUGGCUCCAUUCUAGCCACCGGCUGCUGAGUUUUAAGUGGUUAGUGCUGUUUACUUAAACCGCUCUGCUGAUAAAUCCUGAGCGCUCCCUACUUAGUAAAGCACAUAAAUUCCUGCGCUGCGGAAUAGCAGCCUUGCAGUGCUCACCCUGUUUGUAAAGCAGCUCUCCACAUAUUCCUACAACAGCUCAGCAGGCAGAUCUAACACCCCGUGCUGCGGUGGUGCUCAUGGCAGCACCCAGAGCCGCAAUGGAGGGUGCUGAGGCGAUGCCUCCCGCUCCGGGUUAAGGUGGUUGUGGUUUCACCGGGAGGCUGAGCCGUGUGGCAGCCCCUCGGGCACGUAACCGAGAGAUGUCUCUGCUCUAAACCUCUUUGGUUUGUUUGCAGGAGCUGGUAGUGACUUGCAAAACCAUCUUUGUGCUUCAGGUGUCACUUCAGAGCAGGGAAUGGUGGUAUGUGCUGAGGAGCUGCUCGCCCGUCCUGGCUGUCCCCCAGCCCUCUGCCAGCAGCUCUCUUCAUCCCCUCCUGCCUCGGGGUGCUGGUUUGGGGUUUUACAACCAGGAAAUGUGGCAGUUAAUGACACGAAGCCCAUCAGGUGAGGGUGAGGAGGGCCGAGGUCCUGCCUGCCCGGGAAGCAGUUGGAGUUGAGCUGUCAAAACCUGCCGCUUGAAUGCAGAUCGUUAUUUUAAGUACCGAGGUGUGGAGUGAAAUGUAUGUUGAAGCAAAUGUGGCUGCUGUUCCAUUUAUAUAUUUAAUGAAGGUAAUUCAGCACACUCGGGGAGGACGUCUGUGCCACGUUAUGGUCGGGAGGCUUUAGCACUGUGCAGGCAGGAAUGUUAAAUACGUUAUUCCUGCCACACACACACGCAUGUGAGGUGAUAGAGCAGCGGUGUAAAAUCCAGCAGCAGGAGCAAUGCCUUCAGGUAUUCCCACCACCAAAUCACAACUGCAAGGGAAACACACAAAGCGCUUGCUUUAAUGCUCUGAAACAGCUUGGGUUUGGGGAGGAAAGCUUUGAGUUGUGCCUGUUGGUGCAGUGGGGUGAAUGUGAAUGAGGUUUGGGUACCUGUGUGGAGCUCUGCAGCCGGUGGGAAUCCCACAUGGGGGGUGUGUGUUCACAACACUGAUCCCAUGGGAUGUGGAGCAGUGUCCAGGGAGGAGAUGCUGCCAUCAGCAGCACACAGGAGCCUUGUUCUGGGGCAGGUUUGGUGCAGGGCUGUGUGUGUGCAGGCACCGAUGGCUCCUCUCAAGCUGAAAUGUCUUUGCAGAGGGAGAAGAUAAAAAGCCGGGGAGGGUUUAUGCAGAGCAGUUUAAUUCUAGUUAAGAAACAGCCCUUUGGUGGCAGCUUGGUUUGAUGUGCCUGCAGGAACAAAAGAGCUGUUUAAAUGUGUCUUGUUCUGUUUUGUCUCGACGCCCAAAGUAACCUCCCUCUUCAAAUAAUAGCCAGGGAAAGAUGUUAUGCAGCCUGAGCCCUCCUCUGCCGAGCUGGUGGCAACCAGAGGCCAGGAAAACAGGUGGAAUUAGGGGUUUAUAAUCACAGCACCACAAAACUUGCUCCUCCUGCUGCUUUUGACCUCGAGGUGCUUGAUCUGAACGGCAGAGAGGCUGUGGCAAACCCUCUGUGUGGUGGGUUUGUGCUAUUCCAGGUGCGUUGUGUGCCUUGGGAAGGGGAAUACAAAGCCACCCUCACUGGACCCGAGGCAGCAGCACGGAGCAGGCUGGUCCGGGGUGGCUGUGCCCACGAGGCGGCAGUGGGGGACAGCAGGAGCCAGCCCUGCACUGCCUCAGCAUUAAUAUUGAUGCUGUCCAGGUGGCACCAAGAUUGAGUUGUAGUGACGAGAGAAUGUGCCCAGAUCCUUUUGCCCUGGGGCUGUAGAGUAAUGGCCAUAUGUCUCGGCCCGGCAAUUGUUUCCAGCGUGCAGAUGGAAGACCAAAGUGGGUUUGGCAUGUUAGAUUAAUCUGUUUUAUGUCGCUCUUCACCUUUCUGCCUCCCAACGCCUCCUGGUUUUAUGAGCAAACUUCAGCACUAGCAGAGGUGCAGGCGAAGGACAGCUCGCAGGACACGGUCCUUGAGCAGGAGCAAUUUUCUCUGCUCCCGAGCUGCUUUUGGCACCACAUUUCCAGCAGAAAAUGCAGUUUGACUCUAUCAAAACACGCUCUGAGAGAGCCUCUGCUGACACUGGAGUUUGAGAGGGCUUCCUGGGGCUAUAGGUGAAGUGGAAGGGGAAGGACCUGUUUGAUCUGGUGUGCAGGACACUCGGGCUCCGGGAAACCUGGUUCUUUGGGCUUCAAUACACUAUCAAGGAUACAGUGGCUUGGCUCAAAAUGGACAAGAAGGUUCUGGAUCACGAUGUUCCAACAGAGGAGCCCGUCACCUUUCACUUCCUGGCCAAAUUUUAUCCGGAGAAUGCAGAGGAGGAGCUGGUCCAGGAAAUCACACAGCACUUGUUCUUCCUGCAGGUGAAGAAGCAGAUUUUGGAUGAGAAGAUCUAUUGUCCUCCUGAAGCUUCCGUCCUGCUGGCCUCAUACGCUGUCCAAGCCAAGUACGGCGAUUACGACCCCAACGUGCACAAGCGAGGCUUCCUGGCGCAAGAGGAGCUGCUCCCAAAGCGGGUGAUAAACCUGUACCAGAUGACCCCGGAGAUGUGGGAGGAGAGGAUAACAGCCUGGUAUGCGGAGCACCGGGGCAGAGCGAGAGAUGAAGCUGAAAUGGAGUAUUUGAAGAUAGCUCAGGACUUAGAGAUGUACGGAGUGAACUAUUUCGCUAUUAGGAACAAAAAGGGCACCGAGCUGCUCCUUGGAGUUGAUGCUUUGGGUCUUCACAUUUAUGACCCAGACAACAGGUUGACCCCUAAAAUCUCCUUCCCGUGGAACGAGAUCCGCAAUAUCUCAUACAGCGAUAAAGAGUUUACCAUUAAGCCAUUGGACAAAAAGAUUGAUGUUUUUAAAUUCAAUUCAUCAAAGCUACGUGUGAAUAAGCUGAUUCUUCAGCUGUGUAUUGGAAACCACGACCUCUUCAUGAGGAGGAGGAAGGCAGACUCGUUGGAGGUCCAGCAGAUGAAAGCACAGGCCAGGGAGGAGAAAGCCAGGAAGCAGAUGGAACGGCAGCGCCUGGCCCGAGAGAAGCAAAUGAGAGAAGAGGCAGAAAGGACAAGGGAUGAGCUGGAGAGAAGGUUGAUGCAGUUAAAGGAAGAGGCAACGAUGGCCAACGAGGCUCUGAUGAGGUCUGAAGAGACAGCAGACCUGCUGGCCGAGAAGGCUCAGAUCACGGAGGAGGAGGCCAAGCUGCUGGCUCAGAAGGCAGCUGAGGCUGAGCAGGAGAUGCAGCGGAUCAAGGCCACGGCCAUCCGGACGGAGGAGGAGAAGCGGCUGAUGGAGCAGAAGGUGCUGGAGGCAGAGAUGUUGGCACUGAAAAUGGCGGAGGAGUCGGAGAGGAGGGCGAAGGAGGCUGAUCAGCUGAAGCAGGAUCUUCAGGAGGCCCGUGAGUCUGAGCGGAGAGCGAAGCAGAAGCUUUUGGAGAUCACCAGCAAGUCGUCCUACACACAGUCUAUGAACUCAAGUACAACAGCACUGCCUACUGACCUGCCAAGCUUCAACCUCAUCAGUGAGAGCCUGUCCUUUGACUUCAAGGAUACUGACAUGAAGAGGCUUUCAAUGGAGAUUGAGAAAGAGAAGGUAGAGUACAUGGAGAAGAGCAAACACCUCCAGGAGCAGCUGAACGAGCUGAAGACUGAAAUUGAGGCACUGAAGCUAAAGGAGAGGGAGACAGCUCUGGAUAUAUUGCACAACGAGAAUGCCAGCCGAGGCAACAGCAAGCACAACACUAUCAAAAAGUUCAUUUUAUUUUGCUGGUUUAGCCUCAAGCCCAGGGCAGAAGACCUAUCUGCAUUUGAGACUUCCAACUCACCCUACAGAGCACCAAGUCCCGUGUGGCCUUCUUCGAGGAGCUGUAGGGAGUGACCCGCUGCUCCGCACCGCUGCUGCCACCAGCAAUUCCCUUGGGAUCGUGUGCCCGGCCGGGUCUGGGAGCCGGGCAGCACCCCCAGUGCACGCCGAUGGACACGGGGCCCGCUGCCCGCGGACUGUGUGAUGGUCUCUGCCUUAGCAUCCAUCCAUCCAUCCAUCCCCCUCUUUCUCCCUUUCUUUCCAGCUUUUUCCUUACUUUUCCAGUGUAGUCCUUUGGCUUGGCCCCCCUGCCCCGGCUUUCUCCCGGUGCUGGGGCUGGCGCUAUGGUCGUGCCCCUGCCAUCAUGCCGAUGGGGAUCCCAUCCCUCCGGCUGCCUUCUCCCAGUGCCUGGAGCUCCAUUAGGAACCCAGAGCAUGUCCAAGUGGAGUGCUGUAAAUCAGGGCUGGUGGAGGCGGAGCAGGACCGCGGUCCAUGGGGAUGCUGCUUCCCUGGGGAGCGGAGGCAGGAGACAGGGAGGAAGGUCUCCUCCUCCUCCUCUGUGCUGCAAGGGAUGAGGAGCAGGAGAACAGCCAGUGCCAACCACAUGGAACCUCCUUUGUCCUGCCUGCUCCUGCCUGCCCUCACACGGGUGCCUUUGCCCACGGCUCUGCCCUCCCGGCAGCAGCAGAAUGGGGAUGCUCCGACCUUUCCUUCAUGGCUCUAUCCCAAACCCUGCCCUCCCCUCGGGGCGAAACCUCCCUUCCAGCUGUGAGUUACCCUGGUGCUGCCCCAGGACCCCCAAUUCCUCGCUCCCACAACCACUCCUGACCUCCGGCUGCACCAGGAUCGGCCGGAGGGAACUCUCCUUAUUUAAAACCACACUGCCCGGGAUGGAAUUCCCGCUCGUGGCUGCGAUCCGGAUGGCUGUGGCCUGGUACCGGCUGCAUUCCCAUUGCCCUGGACUCGUCCUCGGAAGGAAUAAUGGUUUUCUCCUGGUUUUAAUAAAGAUCCAAAGCACUAAGAGAGGGA